AUGUUUAUGUGUAUAUCUAGGUUUGAGAUUGAAUUUGAACAGCUUGCCUUAUUAGAAGAGUAUAUCUCCACACAAGAGAUUCAGACGCGGACUAAGAAAAAGGCUGCUAAUAAAGUUCGAGACUCUAAGUUUAAUCUAAUAAGUGAUACGGAAAAAGAUCCCUGGGAUAUUCCAAAUCAACCAACACAACCCCUAACCGCAGUUGCGCUUGGUAAGAGACCUCAACAGACAGCUCCUAUGAUUGAUCUGGAGGAGGAGGAAGAAGAGGAGGAAGAAGAGGAAGAUGAAGAAGAAAAUGAAGAGGAUGGGACUCACCUAUUUGUAUUGUUUGUGGAACCUGAGAUUCAACUCCAAAGUCUUGGACCAAGAACCUGGCCUUGGCAGUUCCGAACUGGAUCGACCCUAGAGGGUCGCGAUUCCUAUAUGUCGGAAUAUCAAUCUCAUGAUUCGGCGCUUCUGCACCCCGGUGCAGAAGCAAGCACGUACGUACGGGAGCGGGAUAACGUUAUCCCUAGCGCCCGUACGGCAACCUCGUAUAUAGCUACCAUGACACCCCGGGGCCCCCUACUUUCUCUGAGUUAG
Molecule: messenger RNA, 582 nt
Organism: Talaromyces stipitatus ATCC 10500
Lineage: Eukaryota; Fungi; Ascomycota; Eurotiomycetes; Eurotiales; Trichocomaceae
Exons: 2
Coding region: 1-582 (193 amino acids)
Source: RefSeq, a predicted model, not a curated record